Molecule: messenger RNA, 2121 nt
Organism: Solanum lycopersicum (tomato)
Lineage: Eukaryota; Viridiplantae; Streptophyta; Magnoliopsida; Solanales; Solanaceae
Product: acetate--CoA ligase CCL3
Source: RefSeq, a predicted model, not a curated record
GCAACUUUGAAUCUUUUGACUAAACAAGAAUACUCAGUCAUCAUCACCAUAGCCAACCUAUCCAAUUUAAAAGGACGAGAAAAUCAAACGUUCGCUCAUCACAUAUAUUAUAUUUUAAACUCUCAAACUCAUCAUCUUCUCUUGUGGUAAAAGUCCAAAGGGAGAGAGAAUGGUGGUGGAGAGAGAUAUCGAUCAUCUUCCAAAGAAUGCGGCGAACUACACAGCUCUCACGCCCUUAUCCUUCUUGGAAAGGGCCGCCAUGAUUUAUCCUAACAGAAAAUCAUUAAUUCAUGGCUCUGUUCAAUACACAUGGCUUCAGACUUAUCGCCGUUGCUCUCAACUGGCUUCUGCUCUUACCAAACGCUCCAUCACUUUCGGAACCACCGUUGCUGUGAUUGCACCAAAUGUUCCUGCUAUGUAUGAAGCUCAUUUUGGAAUUCCAAUGGCUGGAGCUGUUCUAAAUGCUGUCAAUGUUCGUUUAAAUGCAGACACAAUUGCUUUUCUUUUGGGCCAUUGCUCAGCUGCAGUUGUCAUGGUGGACCAAGAAUUCUUUCCAUUGGCUGAGGAAGCUUUAAAAAUUCUAGAAGAUAAGAGUCAAGGAAAAUCAAAUCGACCACUUAUUGUAGUUAUCGCUGAUAAAAAUUGUGAUCCCGCCCCACUUCAAUAUGCUUUAGAUAAAGGGGCAGUUGAAUAUGAUAAUUUCUUGGAAACUGGUGACCCAGACUUCCUAUGGAAGCCACCACAGGAUGAGUGGCAGAGUAUUGCUCUGGGCUAUACUUCUGGUACGACAGCUAGUCCUAAAGGAGUGGUGCUUCAUCAUCGUGGUGCAUAUCUUAUGGCUUUAAGUAACGCCGUUGUUUGGAGUAUGAAAGAGGGAGCUGUGUACCUUUGGACUCUACCAAUGUUUCACUGUAAUGGUUGGUGUUUCACUUGGACACUUGCAGCAAUUUGUGGGACCAACAUAUGCCUUAGACAGGUAACUGCAAAGGCUGUUUAUUCCGCCAUAGCUCACCUUGGUGUAACCCAUUUCUCUGCUGCACCUGUGGUGCUCAAUACCAUAGUUAAUGCUUCAAAAGAGGAGACCAUCCUUCCCCUGCCUCGGCUAGUACAUGUAAGCACUGCUGGUGCUUCUCCUCCUCCUCCUGUUCUUGCUGCAAUGACUCAACGUGGUUUCCGUGUCUUGCACACUUAUGGCCUUUCUGAAACUUAUGGCCCCUCCACUUUAUGCACAUGGAAGCCUGAGUGGGAUUUACUUCCCACAGAUGUUCAAGCGCGUCUCAAUGCACGUCAAGGAGUGAGAUAUGUAAGCCUGGAGCAUCUGGAUGUAGUUAACCCCACGGACAUGACACCUGUUCCAGCCGAUGGGAAAACGAUGGGAGAAAUCGUCUUCAGGGGUAAUGUUGUGAUGAAAGGCUACCUGAAGAACCCGAAAGCCAAUGAAGCUGCUUUUGCAGGAGGCUGGUAUCACUCUGGUGAUCUUGCUGUAAAACAUCCUGAUGGGUAUAUUGAAAUAAAAGACAGAUCAAAAGAUAUCAUCAUAUCUGGUGGUGAAAAUAUUAGUAGUGUUGAGGUCGAGAAUAUCCUAUAUCAACACCCAGCAAUACUAGAGGUCUCCGUUGUUGCGAGGCCUGAUGAGCAAUGGGGAGAGUCACCUUGUGCAUUCGUGACAUUAAAGCCUGCUGUAAAGGAAACAGAUCAGCAGCAGGCUGCAGAGGAUAUUAUUAAAUUUAGUCGAUCAAAGAUGCCUAGGUACUGGGUACCAAAGUCGGUGUUUUUCGGACCAUUGCCAAAGACAGCUACAGGGAAAAUACAGAAGCACUUGUUAAGGACAAAGGCAAAGGAGAUGGGACCGUUGAAGAAGAGUAGAUUGUAAAUGUAACACGAUCGACUGGUUGCCUGAUUUGUCUUUGUAAUUCUAAGACGUCUGCUGUCUAUGCAUCUCUGUGUAUCAUGAUCUUCCUUGUAGAUAAAUAAGGUUAUGUUUCAGAUUUUUCCUAGAUAAUCAUGGAAGGGUACCAUGUAAGUUUUUGUUAUCAUGAACUAUUGGUGUUCUUUGUAUUUUAAACUGAACGGUAACUAUUGGUUUUUAAAUGAUUCUUAUACAACAUCUUUGAUUGUUUA